UAAGACAAUGGAUCUGCGAGCCAAACGGAGAGCCAGCGUGCAGGGGAGUGGGCAUCUGAAGACUGGGAGAUCUGAGUAGUAGUCAGUACCCGAAAACAACAUGGAUGAAUGGCUACCUUGUUGGCAAUGGUGAUGUAGCUACAAGAAUGCCAUCUCUGUACAUCUCUCGUUUUAUUUUAUUCUUUAUUUUCUUCGGCAAUGUUUGGAAGAGUCGAGCUAAAUCAAUUCCGGAUCAGGGAACACUUGAUGUGCUGAUCAGAGUUCGCGUUUUUGACAACAGUGACCUUUCCCCUCUGCCUGAUGCCGCCAUCGAGGUUUACGGCAACCAGUCCACCUUGGCAUCCAGCAGGGCGGGCAGUGAUGGGGUUGCCACGGUUACUUUCCAGUACCAUCCGGGGACGUGGGUCAUCGUCACAGCAUUCAAGCAGGGAUACGUCACCAACUCUGCCCCCUGGCAUGCCAACCGCAUACCCUUGUAUGCGUCCGUCAGCCUCUACCUCCUCCCCCAGAGACCGGCCACCCUCAUCCUGUACGACGACGUGGUCCAGGUUCUGCUAGGGUCACCAGGCGCGAGGAACCAGCCGUUGGUGCAGUUCCCGAGGAAGGCCGUCCACCUGCCGGAGAACUCCUCCUACCCCGAGCUGUCGGCCGUGCUGACCGCCGCCAAGACCCAGUAUGAGAUCGGCGGCUUCCCCUACCUGCUGGGCCAGGAGAUCAACGCCACGGGCGAUAAUGGCGGCUGGGUGGACCUGACGGCAGUUGCGGCGGUCAGCACUCACCUCUUCACUCGCAAUGGGAGUGCCGUCCAGGUGUCCGAGCCCGUGCACAUCUCCAUCCCCCUGCCCUCCGACACCCCCGUGAAGGCCGCCACCAGCAUCCCCGUGUGGAGGUUCGAGGCCCGGACAGGUCUGUGGGUGAGGAACAGGACGGGGUACAUUAAAAAGGAGGGGAUGCAACUGACCUGGAGUUUCGUGGCCCCGCAGUUGGGAUAUUGGGUAGCGGCCAUGCCUUCCUCUGCAGGGACGAGUCUGAACCCCACAGGCCUGCGGGACAUCACCACCUACCACACCAUCUUUCUGCUCACCAUCCUGGGCUCCAUGGCCCUGCUGCUGCUCAUUCUGCUCUGUCUGCUGCUCUACUACUGCAGGAGACGAUGUCUGAAACCGCGGCAGCAGCACCGUAAGAUGCACGCCUCCACCACACUGGACAACUCCAAGAGGGACCAGGGCACCUCCACCUCUCGGCUCAACCUCAUCAGCGGGGGCCACAUGGAGACAGCCUCCUCCAAUGGCGACAUGGAUGGUGUCAAGUCAGACCUCUCUUCCUCGCGCGACUUCCAGAGCUCGCGGGAGGAGUUCUUCAGGAAUGUCCCCGCCCACAAGCUGCGGCACGCAAAGGGGGAUGGAGGCGCCCGGCGAGGCGAGAGCUUCCCCAUGAAGGUGACCCGCUCCACGGACACCAACAGCCUUGACCCCCCGCUGCUGCAGGACGACUACACGAGGAGCUACAGCUCCAUGGACGACAAGGGAAGCGACAGCCGGCGCCACAACGCCAACGACAACCAGGGUUACUCCUCCGACCCUCCUUCCCCACCCGGGAUGCCCCCGCCAUUUUCAGACCACUACCAGGGCCCCAAGCCUGACGGCAAGCCCCCGGAGUACUCCAUGACCCAGUCCACGGACCACCUGGCUCGGCCCACCUCCUUGAACACCCAGCCUGGGCAGCUGAUCUUCUGCGGGUCCAUUGACCAAAUGAAGGAGAACAUGUACAGGAGCAUGGUGCCCACACUGGUCAUCCCGGCCCACUACAUGCGGCUGUCCUCUGACUUCUCCGGUGUGGAGCAGGGGACGGAGCAGCCGACACAGCAGCAGCAACACGACAUGGAUGCCAUGCAGGGGGGCCUGACCCCCCAGCAGCAGCAGCAGCUCCAGCAGCUCCAGCAGCAGCAGCAGCAGCAGCAGCAGGCCGGCCCGCCCGGUGAGGACCCCGAGGGCCGCGGCUGGGGCCCUAACCCGUCCUCGGGACCCGUCCGCAUCCCCGUCCUCUUCAACGACUCCACCAUGGCCCAGAUGAACGGGGAGCUGCAGGCACUGACGGAGAAGAAGCUGCUGGAGCUGGGGGUGAAGCAGCACCCUCGGGCCUGGUUCAUAUCACUGGACGGGCGCGCCAACUCGCACGUGCGACACUCCUACAUCGACCUGGGCAACGAGCGCCCCAGCCGGGUUAACAUUGACCCAAACCUGGAUUCUGGUGUGGAAGUCAAAGAGUGCAAGACAAUACCUGCCGUACACCGCAAGGGAAAGGGCAAAAGUAAGGAAGACCGUGGGGGCGGCGACCGCAAGGACCCGAGCGGCAAGGCCUACUCUAAGCUUGCUUACCUGGACGACACGGAGCCAAGCAGCAGCGAGAGCCGUACGGCCAUGUGCUCACCAGAGGACAACUCCCUCACCCCGCUGCUGGACGAGGCCCCGGAGCCCCGCGGGGCCACCAUCCCCCGGCGGGGCCGCAGCCGGGUCAACAGCUCCCGCAGCAGCAACAGCGAGACCCGGCGGGACUCCAUGACCAGCCCCGAGGACGAGAACGACCCCGACGACAAGGACGACAAGGGCGAGAACAAGAAGAGCCCCUGGCAGAGGCACGAGGAAAGGCCUCUCAUGGUCUUCAACGUCAAGAAGUAGGCCUGAGUCGCCAGGGACCCCUCACACUGUUUCUGAGGGGGCACAAGAUUCAGUCUCCAUCGAUGGUGUGCUUGUAGAUCUUUUUCCCGAAAGUGGUCUUUGGGUAAAAUACCAACAAAACCAUAAUCCAAUGCAACCCAGUGGAAAGCACAACUAUGACACGGAUCACUUGAAGACCAAGAUGCAUUGAAAGUACAUUGCUAAAAAAACAAUCUUCCUCAUUGUUUUGAAGUGAUUGAGUAAACAUCUUGUUAGUUCCCUAAUCCCCAGAAAUGUUUUGGAGGAGCAUGGUUUGUUGUCUCCAUUGGGACUAUCCCAGCAUGUGGUCAGUGUUGAAAAAUCAAGCUGUCAUCAGAAGUUGAGUUCUUCCUGUAUUGGAUAAAGCAGAAACUGAGAGGACAUUGAUGGUCAAUGACAGUGAAGUGAAUGCAGAUUGUAUAUUCCCAAGAUUAUGUCUUUUUUUAAAUCAUUCCCAUAUGUUGUAAAUAUUUUCCCAGGCAUUUUUUUGUUGAAUGAGCUGUUCCCAGCAACAACAAUGGCAAGCCAUUUUUUGGGAAUAGACAGCAGGCCAACUGUAACUGCUUUGUUCCCAUGGAAAAGUUUCUUAGCUGUCCCUCCUACUGGCUGAAUAGAAGGUUCUGGCAAUGUCGAUGUUGGAUACCUCUUUGUUUUUGUUUUUAGGGUUUGUUGGUUAUUUGGUUCAUUUAAGCUCAACAGCUAGACAAUUGAGAAUGAAAUGACCAAUUUUUCUGUGGAUUUAUGAACUAUCAACAAGACCUUUUUUGAAAUGUGUUCUUGUGGUGAAGAGGAGAAGUAUAGUGCUGUAAAUUGAAAUGGCUUGGCAGCCCACAAUGAGGUGGAUUUGUUUCGUGUUUUUUCACUAUUGGAAGCAAAUCAAUGUGUUUUGAUCAUAGGAGAAUUCACUUCAGUGUCCUGCCUUGGAUAUCCCAUUAAAUCCUGAUUUGUGUUCUUGCAAUUGUCCCUGGGAAUCACCUCUCCUAUAGACAACUACAGAUCCUGAAAGAUGUUACUAUGAAACUUUGAAAUAUGUCAUUUUUUUCCAUUUCAUUUUUUUUGGUCAGCUGGCUCUUUAACCUGUGGAUUUAUGAAAGGACUUUCCAGUGUGUAAUGUUAGUGUUCGUUGCUGUAUACUCAAGCGAAUGUGAAUGUUUGCUGUUUCAAUAAGCAGGGUGCAUUGACUGAGCUUUUCUGCUACAUCUGUGUUACUCUUUCAGGGACAUCCAGUGUCAGGUUAACCUAAUGAGGAUGGUAUCAUUUUAUUGACAGCGAUAGAAUUGGGAUCAAAUUAACAGCUGCUAAAAUAUAAUCACUUAUCACUGCAGUUAUCCCACAGUGUUCCAUAAUUGGAAAUAGUGUUACAUUUUCUCAGUUACAUUUGCUCUGUUAUAAAGACUGAAUUAUGAGGAUCCCAAAUUAUUUUAUAUGCUUAAUUAUUAGGUCAAAGCACAAGGCAUCCUUUAAUGAAAGAGUCUGAAACGUGCAGUGAACAGAUAUGAUUCCUGUGUAGUUUUAUUCAAGAGGCGGCUACCAUUUGUGAUGGCAAAGAGAUCUGAUUAACAAGGGGAAUUCUGUAGUUCCCUGCAUUGGUACCCUGGAACAUAUUAGUGUAGGCCUGGGAGAGAGUCCUGUCUUAUUUACUGAAAAAAACUAUCCUUGAAGCAUUUCAUGGGGUCAAGCUAUUGCAAAUGGGUAAAAAAUAAUGAAAACGGAAGCCAUCAGGAAAUAUUUACUAUACCACACCGAGCUCAAAACUAAAAGUUGUUCCAUAAUUUCCAUCCAGAUUCACUUACUUAGACCUACAGAAUCUAAACACAUGUUUAUCUUAUAUUUUGUAAGAAUUUAUGCUGUAUAUUGUAAGAUAUUUGAGACACAUUGCUAAACAGCCACCCAAAAAUGAGGCUGCUAGACCAGACUAUUCCAUUAGUGCCCUUGACAGCAAAUAUUGUGACAUGUCGCUUUGGGUCAUGCUAGGACCACCCUAUCCCAGAUCUUAACCAAAUUCAUAUGAUCUUCUGUUCACAUUGAAUGUGCAACAGUCACUCAUAGUUCUCUAUUCAUAGUACAGAAAGCUGUGUUCAGUUAAUUUAGUCAGUCCUCGUGUCCUGGCACACCCUCCCAUGAGACAGAGAAUGUGUUGUGUGUGUUCACAUGAAGUCCAUUCCAGCAAAGAAAGAAGGCUUUGGUGGAAACGGCCUCAAGCGAGAAGAAGGAAGAUGUCCUUCAGUAACAAGGUGGGAGUGUACUCGCCACACUUGUUGACAUGCAAAUGAGUGUCAGAAAUGCACACAGAGUUAAUUACCCGUCAUAUGAACCAUACCGUAUUCUCUCCCUCAAGUGCCUUCUUUUGCAUACAUUUUUCUGGCCGGCACUGAAGACCUGUUCAGCUAGCACUGAAAGGAGCGUUGUAGAUGCAAGCCAAACAAGUUAAUUCAGUCAGGCGGGUGCCAAGCAUGUAAGUUUGUGGCUACCUAACGAUAACGUAGACCCGUUCACUUGCAAGAAUUCAUGCCGCCAUUUCAUUGACACCAAUUCUUACUCAACAAUACACUCUAGUUUGUCAGCAUUUCAGCCAAGUUUUUUUGGGGGGAAAGGGAUAUAUUUUUAAUGAGCGCAAAUGGUAUGAGAUAUAGUUUAGUAUCAUGCAUGUACUCUGUAUAGUGGUAUGUUGUAUGAAAAUUCAGAUAUUCCUACAGUCUAGGCUUCAGUUGGCAGGGUACCCUCUAUUUCGUGGCACAGGAGCUCUUAUCCGUGCCUGCUGUCAGUCUGUUCUGUGUGUGUGGUCCUCUGGUGUAAUGAAUGUGCAACUUGGACAGUGAACUUAUCAAAAGGAGCAGUGGCUGGCAACCAGUGUUUUGUAGGAUGUGCCUGCUAAUCUGUGCUUUCCAGAACUAAUGAAAGAUGCUGCAGAUAUGUGAUAGGACCAUAAAUAAUGAUUGGUCAUUAACAAAUUGAGAGAGAAAAAAUGGGUGAAGAGAAAAACGUGUUUGAAAAAAUAAGAUUCAGACAUUUGGGAUGCAUGUGGAAGAACAUCAAAGGUCAUUUGAUUCACAUGCCAAAUUUCCAUCUAAAAGUAGGAGACUUUACUGCUUUUUUUUUUUGCAGGUUAAGCAUCCACCAGUCACUCUUCCAGACAUUCACAAUUGAUUUAGCAGCCAAAAUACCCUCAUUGCACAAUUAGCAACAACACUGCCUAUGACAACAACUGUGAACUUGAUCUCUUAAGGAUAUUAGCCUUUCCAUGCUGAACUAUGGAUUUUGAAAAAAUUUAAUUUAAUUUAAUUUAAACACUGUCUUGCAUCCACCUGGGAACUAAUAUCCUACAACAGUUUAGUUGGACAUAGCACUUAAUCUGGCAUAAUUUGUAGUAAAAAAAUCUUUUUUUUAAAACUUGUGUCAUCAAGGACAGUUAUUCAAAUCCCUGCAGCAGUGAAAUUUUGCCAAUUAUGAAUACCAGUUAAGAAGAGGAAGAAAUUGCAGGGGACCUGAUCUAAUUUCUCAGUGGCAAGCACAAAGACUUUAGAGACCAUUAAUUGAAGAUACCUCAGCCGAGAUAAGUAUUCAUGUGAGUGAUGCCUAUUCAUGUUACAUCAUAUACAAUGCUGUUAGUAUGAUCCAACGUUUACCAAGUAGCCAUAAACUGGCACAAUUUAUGUCUUUAAAGCUUGAGUUGAGAUUUCCAGUAAAAUAUUCCUGUUUUGUAACUUUCUUGGUGAAACUUUAAGCCAUUCUCUGUAACAAGAAAAAACAGACCGUUUUUAUCUCUUGCCAGCUAACGUUUGUCCUUUUUCUAAAAUGCUGUCACUGAGCCUUUUUCUCACUGCCGCUUGACAUCUGAAGUAGUCGGUUAUCUGUGAUUUGCUAAACCCAGUCCAACUAGUUUUUCUUUACACUACUGAUGUGUAUAACAUGAACUACAACAGUUAUGUUUCCAUUAGAGGAGAUAAAUUACUUGAAAAUGAGAGUAUAUUAGGAAUACAUUGUUGGCAUAAUGAUCACAUUUAAAUGUGGAAAAAUAAACUUUCUUACCCUCACAGUCUAAUGUAAACAUAGCCAGGUUCAGGUUCUCUUGUAAUGUUUAUACUGCCCAACAGGCUGCACACUCUGCAAUGGUAUCUGUUGAAGGCAGUGGGACAUUUGUACCACCACCUUGCAGGCUUUGAGUGAUAUCGCUUGCAAUUAUAAGGUCCUAAUUACACCCAAAAAAAGCAAAAAAAAAAAUACAAUGUCUGUGUUACUCUGCAUUUUAAACAGAUGAACCUUGUCCAAGAUAAUGCUUCAAGAACAUAAGUGUUGUGUCAAGAAAAAGAAAUGGCAAUUUAAUUCAGAAUACAAUAUGGAGACUGAAGGAUUAGAGGGGAAAUGCUUUCUAGAGGAAUCUGACCAUUCUUGAAAAUGUCACUUAGUUCUGUACGUUGACAGUUGUACAUUUUGUGUAGGUUGUAUGUUUGUGUCCAGGGCGCGAAUGGCGAGGGAGCCAACCAAGAAACUCAUCUGAGCUUAAAAAUAUGAGCGAGUCUGCAAUGUUCCAUGACCUUUUUCCCCUUUCAGUGUAAAGAAAUUGUGGUCGAGAUUUUUGAACACAAGAAAUUGAUAUUGCUAUCAUUUUUGACAGUAUCCAUUUUGCAAUUUAGCUUAAAGAUAAUUACAGUGGAUUUUCUACCUUGAUUUUGGUCAUACCAGACAAGUCUUUUCCAUGUAGAUGUACAUAAGGGAGGGUUGAAGUAUCCACUGCCUCAGCUGGUAUCCGUGUAUCUUCCGGUGCCUUAGAUCCCACCACCUCCUCCCAAAUCAGCCUUCUACAAAAACUGGAUCGGUUAUUAGCAAGAUGGCCUUAUACAGCUUGGUAAAAAGUCACACUACUGAAAAAUGUGCUGUAGUGUGGACUACUCUCAAAUAUUUACAGUGUGCAACCAAAGUCUGCAACAUGCUUGAAUAUUGUUAAACUGGUUAACCAAUUCAAUCAGAAAUGAAAUAUUUGGGCCUUUGUACAGCACCAGUACAUUUUCUUAAAUAGAUAAAAAUAAAGAAAUGCGUAUAAGAAACCUCGAAAUGAAAUAUCCUAAAAUGGUCUCCUUCAGCACAGUAUAACAUUUGUCCACUAGGGUGUAACAUCGAGCAGAAACUGAACAGUUCAGGCUUUUCCAUGUACAGGCCGAAUGGAAUUUUGGAAAUGGUUGUGAAUGGCUGUUAAGCUUUUUUUUUAAAGACUUUGUUAGAAUGUGUGAAAAAUCUGAACUCGUGGUGAAAAGUCACUCUCCUUGUCUUUUUACUUUCAUUUUCAGUGCAAUCUUUAUGCUUGUUAUUAAUAAUGUUAAUAUACAAAGAUUAAAGCAUUUAACAUG
Anguilla anguilla (European eel) is the source of this 8041-nucleotide messenger RNA. Its product is annotated as protein FAM171A2-like. The record is from RefSeq and is a predicted model, not a curated record. The coding region runs from base 105 to 2678 and encodes 857 amino acids. The transcript is spliced from 8 exons. Lineage: Eukaryota; Metazoa; Chordata; Actinopteri; Anguilliformes; Anguillidae.